This is a messenger RNA of Brassica napus (rape), 1698 nucleotides long. RefSeq lists its product as uncharacterized. NCBI's taxonomy places the organism in Eukaryota, Viridiplantae, Streptophyta, Magnoliopsida, Brassicales, Brassicaceae. The transcript has 5 exons. The coding region runs from base 1 to 1698 and encodes 565 amino acids. The record is from RefSeq and is a predicted model, not a curated record.
AUGGCUGCCGAAAAGUUUGGUCUACAUCUCAAGACGAUUCUUAAAGGGAAACAUAUCGACGCCAUUUACGAAUUCUGGGGAGUCAAUUACGCCGUAGAAAUCGAACUCCCCGAGGACGGUGAGACUCCGGAGAACGUGAGACUGGGGUAUUGUGGAGCUUACGCGUCUCAUUUCGAGGCUGGCGGCUUAUCGUUUCCUCUUCCUCGUUUCCUUCUCGAGGUGCUGACGGAGAUCAAUAUGGCGUUUACCCAGAUGGCGCCUAACUUUUUCCGGUACUUCUUGGGUUGCUGGCGAAACAACGGCUUUCAUUGCACGAUGAUUCUUGCUCCUCGAGGUGGUCGUGUUAUCAUCGAAGGCAUUCCUAAUAAGGAUGAUCGAUGGAGGGAGAAAUUUUUUGUUUUUAAGAUAAAUCCGGCGUCAGUCGGUUUCGAGAGGAUUCCUCGGGAAUGGUCCGACGACAUUGCCGCCUGCACUCUCCCAUCGGGUGCGAAUCGUGCUACUCCUAUCGCCUUGGUGGCUCCUGUUCAGCCCAAGAGAGGUCGGGGCACCAAAAGGAAGAAGGAUGAAGAGGUGUUACUCGAUCGUCCUGACGAGUCUUCUGAGGCCGGGUCAUCAGAGCGAGCUCGGAAAGUCCAUCGGGGGCGGGUCCUUAGACCGAGGUCGCAGGCUCAGUCUCUUGGUCUUCUUGCUAGGCCAGUGUCGGUCGCUAUUCCAUCUGGUGGAGCUUGCAAGGCACCGGAUACUUCGGCGAGCUCUGCUGGUGAUCGAGCUCUUAAUGACGAGAUCGAUUCGUCAUCUCGUCAAUCUCGACGUCGGGUUUUGGAGGAGAUUAACUCUGUGACUUCGGGAUCAUCGAGCCCAAGACUUUCUCCGCCGUUGCGUGCUUCUGGUGAAGGUACUUCGCGGGUUAACCCCGGUGUCCUUCCUUCGAGUAUGCCCGAAGCUUUUUUGUGGUCGUUUGCGUAUAACAGCGAGAUCCCCAUCCUUGAGAACCCCGAGUCCCUUGCAGCAAUUUGGUGUAAGAUCAGAGCAGAAGGGUGCGAGCUCCCUUCUUUGGAGCACAUGCGAGAGCGCGACGCCUAUGUUCGGAUGGCAGUCGCAAAUGCCAAGGCUAUGGACGCGAGCAAUGAUUAUGCCGCUUUAAUGGAGGGGCGAUUGGCAAAUUUUCCGAGUAAGGAAGAGAUCGCGGGUCACCUUCUCACGAUCCAACAGCUUCGGGGUGAGCUGGAUACUGCUCGGGAGGUGGAGAGACAGCGCGAAGUGGAUUUUGAAGAAUUGAAGAAGAAGUUGGCGGCUGCUGAGGCAGAAAAGGUUGUUGCUCAAAGCAACCUUAACUCGAUGGAGGAGAAGAAUAAGCGAGAGAUGGAAGGUCGGGAUAGGAGAGCUCGCAAAGAUCUCCAUCUAGCUCGUGUCUCUCUUGCAAAGGAGUACGAGGGGGUUUUGGCUGUAUUCAGGGGUAAGUUGGAGCAGAAGAAGAAAGAAACGUCCGCGGAGAUUCUUUUGCAAGACACGCGAGUUCGUAUCGAAGCUUUGACCGAGUAUAGUGAGGGCGGCUUCGAGCUCGAGGCGGAGUUGGAGCGCCUUAAAGACUUGGAGGUUUCACUCGACGUCGAUUACAGUCUUGCUUCGGUGUCGGACCCUUCUCUUGGUCGUCUCGAUCUCCCCGAGAUCUCCGGAGGCUCGGUCAACCAAGAUUGA